ACCUUACUUCGACGUUUAGUCUCUUUUUUCGUCUUAAUCAUAGGUAGGUACAUAUUUCUUUUUACUUAAAAAUUUUAUACAGGGUGAACUUUUAACCACCAGUCAUACUCUGCGCAGCGACUUUAUAGGUCAUACUUAACAACUUUUACUAUGGGACCAAUUCCGAAAUCGCGAAAAAAAAUUUGACUGUCCCAUAUAAAGGUACGACCAACUUUACCAGACCAACACUUUUCCAAACUGAGCUACAGCUGUCCGAUGAAGUUAAGUACUUAGGACUAACUCUCGACAAUAAACUCAAUUGGAACAACCACAUCAACAAACGGAUAGACAAGGCGGGAGUUGUCUUCUGGCAGUGCAGAAGGAUGAUUGGUAAGAGGUGGGGACUCAACCCGAAAAUUACCCUCUGGCUCUAUAAGACGAUAAUCCGCCCCUUACUCUGUUACGGUGCUCUGGUUUGGUGGCCAAGAACAAACCUAGGCAACGUACGAGACAAACUACAAAGACUUCAAAGGCUCGCAUGCGCGGCCACCACUGGCUGCACGAGGUCUACCCCGACUGCAGCCAUGGAGGUCAUGCUAAACCUUCCACCGCUGCACCUACACAUACAGCAAGAGGCCAGUCUCUCAGCGGUAAGGUUGCGAACCCUCAAGAUAUGGUCUAACAUCACAGGAGCUCUUCACACAAAAUGCCUGGAAAAGGUGUAUGACGAAUUUCCAGUGCUUAGGUCAGGCACGGACCGGAUUCACAAACAAGCUAUCUUCGAUAAAAGGUACAAAAUACAGUUAUAUGAGGACGACAAUCAUGAAGGACUCAAUCCCCGGGAGCUGAGAAUCUUCACUGAUGGGUCCAAAACAGACAGCGGAUCGGGCUCUGGAACCUUCUCAGAAGACCUGAACAUGUCGAUCACCACUCCGCUAGGAGCCCAUAACUCGGUAUUCCAAGCUGAGUGCGUGGGCAUCAUAAACGCGGCGGCUGCCAUCACUGCAAGGAAGGUAGUAGGAUCCUCCAUCCGCAUACUCUCCGACAGUAGAGCAGUCUUAAUGGCUCUAAAUAGCCAUAUAGUUACAUCCAAACUUAUACACGAAUGCCACGAACGACUAAUGGAGGUAUGUCAUAAUAACAAGAUCACCCUACAAUGGAUCAAGGGACACAGUGGAUCCCGAGGUAACGAUGCUGCGGACGAGCUUGCCAGGCAAGGAUCGAAUGCGGGGGCGAUUGGUCCGGAACCGAUUCUUCCGAUACCAUUUAGCAAGGUACGCUCAAUGCUGCUGGCACGUACAGGGAAACUACACACAGAACACUGGCUGAACCAGACUGGAUGCAGACAGCCAAAAGAAGCCAUGCCUGGCAUCAACGAAAAACUCACAAGGGCGCUCCUGCAACUAGGGAAGGUCCGACUGAGUAUGGUAACCAGUGUCAUAACAGGUCAUGGACUAUUUAACAAACAUCUUUUCACAACAGGUGUCACAGACAGUCCCCUGUGCCGAGGUUGCAUGGAGACAGAAGAAACAGCCUCUCACGUGGUGCUGGAAUGCAGCGGAGUGACUCCAUACAGGGCUAAACAUCUCGGAUCUCCGAGAGACCUCCCCGAGGUCCUACUCAACAUCAAAGGUUUGAUAGGAUUCCUCGAGGAGCUGGGCUGGCAGGACUAGCCCACCCCCAACAUAUCACGCAAAAUAGGCGCAAGUCGUCGAGUUGCGGAAAAAUCGCCCGAAUACAAUACAAUACAAUACAAUACAAGGUGCGACCAGACCGCAGCUUAAAAAACGGUCACGAUACGGAAUCGCAGUGACGCGUCGUAUGCGUACCGUUUUUG
Cydia pomonella (codling moth) is the source of this 1816-nucleotide messenger RNA. RefSeq lists its product as uncharacterized. NCBI's taxonomy places the organism in Eukaryota, Metazoa, Arthropoda, Insecta, Lepidoptera, Tortricidae. Gene Ontology annotation, molecular function: nucleic acid binding; RNA-DNA hybrid ribonuclease activity. The record is from RefSeq and is a predicted model, not a curated record. The coding region runs from base 363 to 1652 and encodes 429 amino acids. The transcript has 2 exons.